This is a messenger RNA of Drosophila sechellia, 2899 nucleotides long. Its product is annotated as liver carboxylesterase 2. The transcript has 4 exons. The record is from RefSeq and is a predicted model, not a curated record. Lineage: Eukaryota; Metazoa; Arthropoda; Insecta; Diptera; Drosophilidae. Bases 280 to 2337 code for a protein of 685 amino acids.
CUCACUGAGUGAGUAAUAAGUAAUUAGUGAAUGUGAAAAAAUAAAAUAAAUGCUGAAAAAACCAUACAAAUUUUUCAUUUCAACACCGAGCGAACGAAAAGUUGCAGCGAAAAAACCGAAAAUUCUGCGAAACAUACAUAUCUAUAUAUUUUGUGGUCGAAAAAAAGUGCAUAAAAACGACGUACGAUAAUUAAUAAAUGCGCUUAAAUGCGCCAUGAACUAUGCAAAAGUUAUGUGCUAAAAGUGAGAGCUAAAAAGUGAGCGUUGCAACUGGCAAUCAUGUGGAAUGCAAUAAGGAUUCAGCAGAUUUUGCGGCUACUCCCGAUCCUGAUUCACCUGUCGCCAUUCACUUCCGCCCAACAAACGCACAUUAAGUUGGAGCAGGGCGAUCUCAUUGGGCUCAAGGUCUUUCCGGAUGGGACACGUGGCGCUGUCUACGCCUUUCUGGGCAUUCCCUACGCCCAGGCGCCCCUCAACGAACUACGAUUUGCUCCCGCCAAGCCGAGCUCCAGUUUCAACCGCACCCUCCAGGCCACCACCAUGCAGCCGCUGUGCCCGCAGCUAGCGAACACCAUCUAUGACGAGAGCUCCGAUGGCUCCAUGCCCAGAUCAGUGAGCACCGACGAGGAUUGCCUUUACAUGAACAUUUGGACGCCGGAGUCGGGGAUGCGGUACGGCAAGCUGCCCAUAGUGGUCAUUGUCACGGGUGAGGAGUUCGCCUACGACUGGCCCAGAAAUCGCAUCAAUGGCUUGGAUCUGGCCGGAGAGGGCAUUGUGGUGGUCAGUGUCCAGUACCGAAAUAAUAUCUACGGAUGGCUGAGUCUGGGCGAACAGCAUCGUAAUGUGCCUGGAAAUUAUGGCCUAAGUGAUGUUCAGAUGGCACUGCGGUGGAUUCGAAGGAAUGCAGAUGCCUUUGGCGGCAAUCCAGAACACAUAACUCUUUUGGGGCAUGGGAGCGGAGGAGCCCCUCUGGCACUGGUUGCUACUUUGGAGGAUACCAGCCAGGUUAAGCAACUGGUGCUCAUGUCACCCGGUCCCAUUAUGAGAGCCUUGGGUCAGAAUCACCAAAAGCGGAUAGUGGAAACUGGUCAGGCGCUGGUACAGAAAUUGGGCUGUCAAUUUGAGGAGGCACAACGUCGCCAGUUGAUGGGUUGUCUUAGGCGCAAGAGCCGGGAGGACUUGCUCCGUGCGUACGAAAGCGUUUAUAACCAUGGCAACGGGAGCUCCCAGCUGGGAGUAAUACUACCCGAAGGAUUGCCACUCGAACAACGCCUUCGUAACAAAACAUUGCCCCCCGUACUGCUGGGCAUCACCUCCAAUGAAGGAGCCUUCCUGCAGGACUACUGGCUCGACGUGGCCAGGGAGGGUCAGGUGGCGCUACAUAAGUACAUCAAUAACACAUUGUUGCCGAAUGUGAUGCGAGCACUGGAGUCGGUGGGUGAGGAGAGCUCCACCCAACUGGCGGCCAUUAGAUGGAGGUACUUCAAUGGCAAGGGAGAGGGAGUCAGCCACUUGCUGGCUGGAAUGCAACGACUACUCUCGGAAUCACUCUAUGAGUUACCCUACUCACGAAUCUUGGAGCUUUUAAAUGGAACCACUACCUAUGCCUAUGUAUUCGACCAAUCCCACUCGAUGGACAUGCGAGGCAGAAGAAAUCUUUUCGGAGGUGCCUCCCACAGCUCAGAUCUGCCACUUCUUCUCGGUCCGAGUCUAUUUCAGCAGAUAGCCCGUCGAAGAUUCAGUGGUGAGGAGGAGCAGCUAUGUCGCAAAAUAAGAGGAGCAUUUGCGAACUUCAUUAAAAAUGGCAACCCCACUCCGGGGAGGAUAUACGACGGCUGGUUACCCUACAACAAGGAGAACCCAUUCGUUUAUAGCUUGGGAGAGCAAGCAAAGACGCCGCAGACAGGAUCAGUCGAUGAGGCAGAGGUGGACAAGCUACUUAGAGGGGAGGCAGGAGCUCCAGGGCUAGAUAGAAGCUUAUCGCGUAGCAACCGACACGAUACCUAUAGAGCAGCACCCUCCAAUUCCUACACGGCCAGCAAUCAACUGAAUUCGGGCUACUCCAAUCACUUGCAAAAGGUUUACGGAUUCUGGCAGGUGUUAAUGCCACUGGAAAGGGAGGAUGACUUGAGGGGAGGAGGAGCUCUGGGCCAGCGGGUACGACUCUUGGAAGCGAGUGCCGAUGCAGCACGCUACCGCCAGGGAUUCUAUGCGAUGUUGGGAUUAGUGUGCCUACUCCUUGCCUGCCUGUGCCUGUGCGUUUAUCUACUCAAAAGAGACCCAAAUGCAAUGAGAAGACGCAGUGCAUCCUCGGGAUCAGCUUCCUACAGCUUAUGACAUAAGUGGUUUCGUUGGACGACCAUCUUUGGGGGCCGGAAGGACGAGGUGCCAUCCACCUCGGGCAUUGCUAAUGUCGAGUCCUGGCGCAAAGGUGGUCGUGCAACGAAACGGGAGCAGGAUGGAAGCGGAGCAGCUGAAUCUGGAGGUGGGGACGGUAAUCUUGAGGGGGAGCGACGCGAACAGGUGCUCAACAAACAUCGGACAAGACGUCCCCGGCAGUUGCAACCGUACGAUUUCAAGAUUACCCACCCUAUUGGAGGAGCAGGAGUUGGAGCAGGAUUCGGAACAGCAGCUGCAGGAGGUGUCAGAAAUGGAGGAGGAACACGAGCUGGAACGGGUUCGGGAUUUGGAGGUACACUUGGAACUGUUGAGGAACUCCUGGACCCUGUCGCCGGCCAAUUCGAGCCGAGUGUGGCUGUUAGGAACUGGCAGUACCAGUUGACUUGUGAUAAGUUCUGAAAGCAAACCAAAAAGUUUCAUUGUAGUUUUGUAUAUGUACUUUUAACUUAAAUGUUUACACUUCUCCGUGAUUAAAUAAACCAACAUUUUACACGUUAAA